This is a messenger RNA of Drosophila gunungcola (fruit fly), 4527 nucleotides long. RefSeq lists its product as uncharacterized. The record is from RefSeq and is a predicted model, not a curated record. The transcript has 4 exons. Lineage: Eukaryota; Metazoa; Arthropoda; Insecta; Diptera; Drosophilidae. Bases 1078 to 4188 code for a protein of 1036 amino acids. Gene Ontology annotation, molecular function: protein binding.
GGAUGUGGAUGUGGCGGCACGGCGGCAUAGGGCCAGCAGUCUGGAGCCCGAUAAGAGCUGUCCCCCCACUGCUACUACACCACGCACAACUGAUAAGGGCCGACACUCACCACGGCACAUGGGUCCUUUCACCAACGCGAGUUGUUAAACCAAAACUCACCACACACCAACGAAAGCCGGCUCUCUCUUGUGCGACUGCGUUGCCCUCUCGGGUUAUCCUUCGGCUCUGAUAAGAGCCAGCUUCGGGCGAUGGCCGAGGCCCAGUUCGGGUCACCUGCUGGCGGAGCUCGUUGCCCUAAGUCAGUUCACUCGGGAGCGCGGCGGUGUUCGUUUAGCGGCGGGCCAACGGUGCGGAUACUUGACUUGGGCCGGAGCUGCCAACUGAAUGUGUGAGGUGCCAGUGAAGACGAGGACGAGUGCGAGUGCGAAUCUCGGCAAUCGGGCGGUGAUACCCAUCAGGCAAGCGGUCCCUACCGAAAGAUCAAAACCAAAUGCCCAUAAACAAUUCAUCAGAAAGCGAGCAAACAAACGAAAACAAACAACAUAUAUUGUUUACAAUUGCCUAAAAGGGCAGGAGACAAGCAAAUAAAAUAGUUUUCAAAUUCAUUCCAUGACAAGUGGUUAAAACAAUAAGCACAAAACGUUUUAAAACUCUAUCUCCCGAAACACAAACAAUGAACGGAAACACCAGCAAUAUCAACGGCAGCAACAACAGCAACACCAAGUGCAUCAGCAACAGCAACAGCACGGCAGCAAUAUCAACAUCGUCAGCAGCAGCAGCAGGUUCAGUCACUCGGUCAUCAACGGCAACAACAACGCUGGCAGCAACUAUGUUCUAUGGCUAAUACAAAAGCUUCAAACAACAAAUCGCCAGCAACAACCAGGCCAAAAGUUCGCCAAAGCAUUUGAUGCUAAAACAACAACAAGGAAAACAACAGCAGCAGCCACAUCAACAUUGGCAACACUUUUACGAGUUGCAGACUACCUUGUACAACGAAUUUUUAUUAUUGCACAAGGCCCGAGGCGGCAGGACAUCGGCGGAAUCCUCAUCCGGAAUCAUUCCAGUUCGAGUAUGCGAUGGCCGCAGGUAGAGCCGCCGCGACGCCGAGUCCGAAUCCGAAUCCGAGUCCCAGUCCGAGUCCGAGUCCGGCCGGCGGUCAGGACAUAGCCAGCGACAACAGUGCCCAGUGCCGCACGUUGGCCACGAAGGUGCGCCGGAAAGGGCCACGCCCCCAGCGGCGCCUGCACCCGCCCCUGCGCCCCGCCCGCCUGCCGCUGCACCUGCCACUGUGGCUGUGGCUGCUGUGCUGCUGCUGCUGCCAGCUGGGCCAGCUGCGGGCCGAGUGUCCGGCGGUGUGCGAGUGCAAGUGGAAGAGCGGCAAGGAGUCCGUGCUGUGCCUUAACGCCAACCUCACCCACAUCCCGCAGCCCCUGGACGCGGGCACCCAGCUGCUGGACCUCAGCGGCAACGAGAUCCAGUCGAUACCCGACGACAGCUUCGCCGCGGCCCAGCUGCUCAACCUGCAGAAGGUGUACCUGGCGCGGUGUCGCCUGCGCCUGAUCGAGCGGCAUGCCUUCCGCAAGCUGAUCAACCUGGUGGAGCUCGAUCUCAGCCAGAACCAGCUCGCGGCCAUUCCCUCGCUGGCCCUCUACCACGUCCCGGAGCUGAGGGAGCUGCGGCUGAGCGGCAAUCCCAUACUGAGGGUGCCGGACGAUGCCUUCGGCCAUGUGCCGCAGCUGGUCAAGUUGGAGCUGAGCGACUGCCGGCUGGCGCACAUCGCGGUGCGGGCCUUUGCCGGGCUGGAGAGCAGCCUGGAGUGGCUAAAGCUGGACGGCAAUCGGUUGAGUGAGGUGAGGAGCGGCACCAUCACCUCGCUGGCCUCGCUGCACGGCCUGGAGCUGGCCCGCAACGAGUGGAACUGCAGCUGCUCCCUGAGACCCCUGCGAGCCUGGAUGCUGCAGCAGAACAUACCCAGUGGCAUACCGCCCACCUGCGAAUCACCGGCGCGAUUGUCGGGCAGAGCCUGGGAUAAGCUGGACGUGGAUGACUUCGCGUGCGUGCCACAAAUAGUGGCCACCGACACCACGGCCCACGGCGUGGAGGGGCGGAACAUCACCAUGAGCUGCUAUGUGGAGGGAGUGCCGCAGCCGGCGGUCAAGUGGCUGCUCAAGAAUCGCCUGAUAGCCAAUCUCAGCGCUGGCGGGGAUGGGGACACCGGAUCGGAGCCGCGAACGGCAGCAGCCACGCAGGGCAGGAAGACCUAUGUGGUCAAUAUGCUGCGUAAUGCCUCCAACCUGACCAUUCUCACGGCGGACAUGCAGGAUGCCGGGAUCUACACGUGUGCGGCGGAGAACAAGGCCGGCAAAGUGGAGGCCAGUGUGACGCUGGCCGUUUCCCGGCGGCCACCGGAAGCGCCGUGGGGCGUGAGGAUUAUCCUGCUGGGCGUCAUAGCCGCUUUGCUUCUGGUCGGCGGCUCCUCCUUUGCGGCCAUCUGUCUGUGUUCCCUGCAGAGGCGCCGAAAGCUGCGACUGUGGAACUCCGUGCCGCCCGUGAGGCGAAGCGAGAGCUACGAGAAGAUCGAGAUGACGUCGCGGACGAGACCGGAUCUGGGGGGCGGGGCCAGCUGCGGGGGCGGCAGUGCCACGGGCGCCGGACUCUUUCACGAUGCCGAAGAGCAUGGCUAUCUGCGGGCCGCCCACACACCGCUCAACGACAAUGAUGUGGGUCAGGCGGCGGCCAUUGUGAAUCCGAGUGCGGGAAGUGCCCAGCGGCGGAACGGGGACUACCUGCACGUGUCCACCCACUGCGACGAUGAGGAGGAGGACCACCACCCACACCACCCACAGCACCAGCAGCAGCAGCAGCAGCAACAGCUGCAGCAGGCGAGGAAGAGCUCCCAGGGCCAUGUUGUCUCCGCAUCCGGGGCGAAUAAUUCAGCGCCGCUGGAGGAAACGGAUCUGCACAUACCGCGCCUCAUCGACAUCGGCGGCACCGAUUCCGCCUCUAGUUCGAUAUCCAGCCAGGUGGAUGCCGCUGCCCGCCUGGGCGGCUAUGCCGGCCACACCUGGAAGACCACGCCCAUUGCCACCACCAAGAUCAACUCGCCGCACAGCAAACCGGCCACGUCUGUGCAUCCACCCUCCUCAUCCGUGAAUCCCCCGGGCACGGGAACGGGUACGGCCACGCCCUACGCCCACUACGGCAAUCAUCCGGCGGACGAGAUGGCUACCUCGGUGUUCUGCAGCGAGGGCCAGGAGAGCGACCUGUUCGACAGCAACUAUCCGGACCUGCUAGACAUAGCCAAGUAUGCGGUGGCCCAGGCGCAGCAGCAGGAGGGUCGGGGGCAGGGCGGCUAUGGCCAGGCCACGCCCACUCUGAACGGGGGGCUGUGCACGCUGCCGCGGAAGCUGAAGACCAGCGGCAAGUACUUUCGCAACUCCUCGGACAGCCAGUCGCCGCUGCUGGCGGACAACUCCAGUAAGUAUGGCAGCAGCACCCUGGGCGAUGGAAGUUUCCUCAACGAGGCCAUGGGUCUGGGCAGGCGGUACUCGGCAGAGUCCAGUUAUGCGAACUAUUCGAGCACGGCCACAUACACCGGUGGUGGCCAGCGGGCAAAUAGUUUCCUAAACUUGGUGCAAAGUGGCGCCCACAAGGGCAGCCUGCUGCCCGGUCAUUUGGGCCAAAAGCCUAGCCUGCCCUCCAGUCCGGUGCAGCAUCAGCGCUCGCUAUCGAGUGCGGCCACGCCCCUUCUGGACUUCACCGCCCUGGCUUCUCGAGCGGCCGGAGCGGCCAACUCCUCGGUGGCCGCCUACGAUUAUCAUGCCGCUCAAUUGGAGCGAUUCCUGGAGGAGUAUCGCAACCUACAGGAUCAACUGUGCAAAAUGAAGGAGACCUGCGACACAAUCCGGAAGAAGGAGACCCCUCUGCGUGUGGCCAUCGGGCAGUCGGCUGCCCAGCUGGCCGACCCCCUGAUGUACAGUGCAGCCUCGCACAGCCCGAAACCGCCGGCGGCCAGCAAUCUGAAGACGAAGACCCUGCUGCCGGGUCAAACGCCGGAUCCACCGCCCUACUGGCUGCACCGCAACGCCAUGUUGAAGCGGCUGAACGGGGACGGCAGUGGCGGUUCCAACGGGUCCGGCGGAUCUCCCGCCUCUCCGCAGCCCGGACAGGAUAUUUUCAAGAGCUAGUCGCAAGCAUGUACAGCCGGAGGAUUGAGUGAUGGGGCGGGAGGUAAAUCGAAAGGCUUCGGUUCACCGAAGAUGGCAUGAGCUUGCAGGAAUAACAAAGUUAAGAGAAGCUAACAGAUUACUACAAGAUAUAAGAAACUUUAUUCUAUACACUAUUUUUAAAUGCCCUUACAGUAAUAAAGUAAUUUACAAGAUAUAAGAAACUUUCUCUUAUACGUUAUUUUUAAAUUUCCUUUUUUCCUAAAAUUAAUAUUUUAAUUGUCUUUAAACUGUUUCAAGAUCUAAAUAGAUAAAAAGUUUUUAACUUUUUCAUAAUAAUUUGGUUUUAUAUUAUAUAUU